CGCCUCUGCUGGGGGCAGGCAGCUCCGCUGCUGAGGGCAGGCGGCUCCGCUGCUCCCCGUGCGGCGCCGCCUCCGCCCGGCCGAGCGUGGGCGGGUACGGAGAGGGGCUCGCCGCCGCUCCGCCGCCGUUGUAGCGCACACGGCGUCCGAGGUAGCCGGGCUCCCGGUGACCCGUAGUCCGCCCGGCAGCGCGGCGGUGGAGAGCGCCUUUGCCACCGCCGCCCGCUCCGCAGGCCAUGGACUUCUCCUUGCGGCUGCUCCUGGUGUCCUGCCUAUCCCUAGGAGUGGCCGGAGAGUUUGACAGAGGGUGGCCCAGACACAUAGUCUCUUCUGCAGGACUCUGCCGGUUUGGAAGUAGAAUUGACUGCUGCUGGGGCUGGGCCCGAUUGUCCUGGGGACAGUGCCAACCUUUCUACGUCUUAAGGCAGAGAAUAGCCAGCCUAAGGUGCCGGCCCAAAGCUAUAUGCCAGCCAGGAUGCAAACAUGGUGAAUGUAUUGGGCCAAACAAGUGUAAGUGCCACCCGGGAUACACUGGAAAAACCUGCAACCAAGAUCUGAAUGAGUGUGGGCUGAAGCCGCGGCCGUGCAAGCACCGCUGUAUGAACACCUAUGGCAGCUACAAGUGCUACUGCCUGAACGGCUACAUGCUCAUGCCAGAUGGAACCUGCUCGAAUGCCCUUUCUUGCUCAAUGGCAAACUGUCAGUACGGAUGUGAUGUGCUGAAAGGGGAAGUUCGCUGCCGCUGUCCCUCUCCAGGGCUGCAGCUGGGGCCUGAUGGCAGGACUUGCAUAGAUAUUGAUGAGUGUGCUACUGGGAGGGUGAUCUGCCCACGAUUUAGGCACUGUGUCAAUACUUUUGGAAGCUACAUCUGCAGGUGUCAUCAAGGCUUUGAUCUAAUGUAUAUUGGAGGCAAAUACCAAUGUCAUGAUGUGGAUGAGUGUUCCCUCGGGCACCACCAGUGUGGCAGCUUCUCCCGAUGUUACAAUACACUGGGAUCCUACAAGUGCAAGUGUAAAGAAGGGUACAGAGACAAUGGGACGAGCUGCACACUUAUUCCUAAUGUCAUGAUUGAACCGCCUGGUCCAGAUCAUAAAUUUAAGGGCAACAGCACAGUCCCUAAGGGAGGCAGUGGUGUAACCAAUAGGAUUCCUGAUGUUGGAGGCACGAGGCAGCCCCUCAGACCACCAUAUGUACCUGCUAUUGUUACAGAAAGGCCAGUGACCAGGCCAACUGCUCGUCCUGCUCCCAGGCCAACAGCUCGUCCUGCUCCCAGGCCAACAGCUCGUCCUGCUCCCAGGCCAACAGCUCGUCCUGCUCCCAGGCCAACAGCUCGUCCUACUCCCAGGCCAACAGCUCGUCCUACUCCCAGACCAACAGCUCAUCCUACUCCCAGGCCAACAGUUCAGUUGGCACCAAAACCAACCACUGGAUAUGUGCCUGUAACAACAAGACCAGUGACGAGGCCUCCACCACAACCUACAACGUUAAGACCUACGCUACCACCACAAAGAUAUCCUCCAACAACUGAAGAGCCAUUACUUGUUCCCACUGAAACUACAUCUUCCCAUGGAGUUACAGAUGACAACAGGAUACAGAUAGAGCCUCAGAAACCUCGAGGAGAUGUCUUCAUUCCACGCCAGCCCGGAGUCAGCAACAAUCUGUUUGACAUACUUGAAAUUGAAAGAGGGAUUACUGCUGAGGAAUUCGAGGCAAACGAUGACCCAGGCAUACUGGUGCACAGCUGCAGUUUUGAUAGUGGACUGUGUGGAUGGAUGAAGGACAAAGAUGAUGACUUGCACUGGGAACCAGUGAGAGAUGCUUCAGGGGGACAGUAUCUUACCAUCUCCGACUCCAAACACAAAGGCGGCAGAGCAGCACAUCUCAUCCUGCCCUUGGGGCACAUGGCCCAGGCUGGUGACUUGUGCCUGUCCUUUAGGCAUAAGGUGCCUGGGCUGCAUUCUGGUGCCCUCCAAGUCUUUGUCAGGAAAAAUGGUGCUCACGGACCAGCUGUCUGGGGGAGAAAUGGUGGCCAUGGCUGGAGACAGACACACCUAACUUUACAAGGACUAGGCAUCAAGAGUGUUAUUUUCAAAGGAGAGAAAGGGAAAGGAAGAAGUGGGGACAUUGGACUAGAUGACGUGAUCUUGAGGAGAGGACGCUGCUCUGAAGAGCAUUAGCAAAGACAGGGGACCAGCAGAGUCAUCUCCAGUAGCCCUUCUCAUGCUCAUCCUACCCAGCUUUGAAACAACUGCACAAAAGAAGAAAAAAGUCGGAAUGACAACUUCGUGGCCUGCUGACUGCAAUCUCACCAACACUAAUCUGACUGAAACUGCUAAAACCAUGGAGAGCACUUCCCAGGAUUCAGGAACUCCAAUCCUAUGAUUGUUGUUUCUAUUAAUCCUUGUUCCUAAAUGGUAUUUUUUAUGUAAUAACUUUAUCUUCUGUUAAGCCUGGUGAGUGCUUAUACAGAGAGCACUCGUGAAAAAGGGAGAAUGACAAAUGGUGGCAAAAGGAAACUCCAGCUGCAGGUUCUAGUGUUAUGUGGUAGUCAUUAUCUUCCCAUAGGAUUUGAUUAACAGUGCGAUUAACAUAGCUUCUGAGUCACCUCAGAAGACUGGAAGCCUGGACAGGGCUUUUCCUGCCCUGUGAAGGAAGGUUUGUUUCAUAUUAAAUAGCAUUUAUCAUGUUGUUGCAUCAAAAAGCAGUCCCACAGAGCAGGCCCUGCAGCCUGCACUACAGCUCUGAUUUGUACAUACUUAUGGCUUUACUAUUUACAGGUUCAAGUUGCAAGGUAAUUGGCAGAUGUGCUUCCUCACUCUGGGACAGGAGGUGAGCAUGUGCUGCCAUCCUGCUGGUCAUGCUAUAGAUGUGUUACUGAAGUCAUCUAAUGGUGCUCACUGAAAAAUGCUGCUGCAGUUUUUCACGUUAUAAGUUGCUGAAGGCAAAAGACCAAACCCUUACCUGAUGUGAACUGGCGUCUGGCGAUGCUGUACAAAUGUGCAUUUAGUUCAGAAGCAAGCCCUAAAGGGCUCUCAAUCCUGCAAGAAGCUCCUGGUUCAGUUGGAAGACUGGAGAAGAUAACUUGCAUCUUGUAGAACUGAGCCUUCUGCCACUCCAGGAGCGCUCGCUUCCCACAGGUGGUACUGAGGGAGCUGGGGUUGUUUAGCCUGGAGAAGAGGAGGCUCAGGGGGGACCUCAUUGCUGUCUACAACUACCUGAAAGGAGGCUGUAGCCAGGUGGGGAUUGGCCUCUUCUCCCAGGCAACCAGCAACAGAACAAGGGGACACAGUCUCAAGUUGUGCUGGGGGAGGUCUAGGCUGGAUGUUAGGAGGAAGUUGUUGGGAGAGAGAGUGAUUGGCAUUAGAAUGGGCUGCCCAGGGAGGCGGUGGAGUCACUGUCCCUGGAGGUGUUCAAGAAAAGCCUGGAUGAGGCACUUGGUGCCAUGGCUUAGUUGACUGGACAGGGCUGAGGGAUAGGUUGGACUGGAUAGUCUUGGAGGUCUCUUCCAACCUGGUUGAUUCUAUGAUUCAAGCCUGUGCAGAAGCACGCAGAACAGGUCAGACCCUGAAAUGCCUUCAGUGAUCUUUGUCAUAUGUCCAUAUUCCAUCCAAUCCUUCUGUAUAUAAUAAACAUUUUAUUGUGUAGGACUAGGACAACUUUUAGCUCUAGCAGGAACUAAAUAUUUAUCAUAUGGACUAAUUUUUUUACUUACAUAUCAUGUGCAUAGUGUGCAGCUUCCCAGGGCGCUCCUGUUCGGUUUGGGAUUUUUGUGGAAAUGAGGGAUUGUCAUCAUCACUGCUGCUAACAGCUCAGAAUCUGGCAAAGGAAUUGGAACAUUUGAGAAAAUGACCAAAAAUUGAGAAAAUAUUGUUAGUGGCACAGCCUUAAAGCUUGGAAAUUGUAUACACAGAGAAAAAAAAUAGGUCUCAAAGCUUUUAAAUACUACACUACCACCUAAAAUAAAUAUCCACUUCAGAUCCUGUUAGAAAAUAUCAUUAUCAAAAAAUUUCUUGUUAUGCCUUGCACAAAUUCCACAGAGACAAAAUUGGAAGACCAUUAGAGGUCAAUAUUCCAACUCUCUUUCUGACAAAGUAUUCCAGCCUUCCCCUAGGAUAAAGCAGAGUGUGUACAGCAGAGUUUCACCUGACCAUAAAGAGUGAGUCCUGGAAAAAUGUAUCCUCAAGCAGUUUGGAAAGGAAAAAACUAUGUACUUGUUAACUUCUCCAAACUGUCUUGCUUCAACUCUGACCAUGAUUUUUCCUUUCUCUUACAUUACUUUCAGUGUGUCAGCAAUGUUUGUGAAUAGUUGAAAUACUUUGUCUGCAUUUUAAAGCAAUCAGUAAAGGAGGCUGUUACUUGCUACUCA
Molecule: messenger RNA, 4366 nt
Organism: Pogoniulus pusillus (Red-fronted tinkerbird)
Lineage: Eukaryota; Metazoa; Chordata; Aves; Piciformes; Lybiidae
Gene: NPNT
Product: nephronectin
Exons: 13
Coding region: 237-2177 (646 amino acids)
Cellular component (GO): membrane
Molecular function (GO): calcium ion binding
Source: RefSeq, a predicted model, not a curated record